GUAUCUGUGUAAGCUGUCUGACCAGGAGUUGCGUCAGAGUGCUGCUCGCAACAUGGCCGACCUGAUGUGGAGCACGGUGAAAGAGCCGCUGGACAGCGCGCUGUGCUUCGACAAGGAGAGCCUGGACCUCGCCUUCAAAUACUUCAUGUCUCCUACACUCACCAUGAGGCUGGCAGGACUCAGCCAAAUCACUAAUCAGCUCCACACCUUCAACGACGUCUGCAACAACGAGUCCCUGGUGUCCGACACAGAAACGUCCAUAGCAAAGGAACUAGCUGACUGGUUGAUCCACAACAACGUAGUGGAGCACAUAUUUGGACCAAAUUUGCACAUUGAGAUCAUUAAACAGUGCCAAGUGAUCCUGAACUUCUUGGCUGCGGAGGGCCGACUCAGCACGCAGCAUGUGGAUUGCAUCUGGGCUGCAGCUCAGCUCAAACACUGCAGCCGUUACAUCCACGACCUUUUCCCUUCACUCAUCAAGAACCUGGACCCGGUUCCUCUGCGUCACGUCCUCAACCUGGUGUCAGGCCUGCACCCCAGCGCACACACGGAGCAGACGUUGUACCUGGCCUCUAUGCUCAUCAAGGCUCUGUGGAACAACGCUCUGGCAGCCAAAGCUCAGCUCUCCAAGCAGAGCUCCUUCGCCUCGCUGCUCAACACCAACAUCCCCAUGGGCAACAAGAAAGUCUGUCGUCUCCUCUCCGGCCUCUCAGGUUCGCCGGCCGCCAGCCCGGACAGCAGCGAUAACAGCGACACGCAGCACAGCGGAGGCAGCGACAUGGAGAUGGACGACCAGAUAAUGACGAGCAAGAGGAGCCAGCAGAGACUGUCUGACACUGAGGAGUCGAUGCAGGGAAGCUCGGACGAGACGGCCAACAGCGUGGAGGAAGGAAGCAGCGGUCCAGGAAGCAGCAGCGGCCGCAGCGAAGCCUCCAGCAACGAGGCCGCCUCCAGCAGAGCCAGCCAAUCAGCCGGCAGCCCCGGCAGCGAGAUGCACUCCGACGACAUGGCCGACAGCGAGGCGCUAAAGGAGGAAGAGGAGGACGACGAAGAGGACGAUGAAGAGGAGGACGAUGAUGAUGACGAUGAGGAAGAUGAUGAAGGGAACCGGUCGGCUGCUGAAGGCGGCCAGCAGAAGGAACCGCGGGAGCAGGCGGAGUCCAGGAAGAGGAAGGCGGGGGAAGCGCUAGGCGACAGCCAGGGGGCGGGGCCAAGCGGCUCAGGGGGCGGAGCCAAAUCUAAAGUCCUCCCCUUUAACCCUGAUGCUUCUGCCGUCAUGGUAACGGCGGCGUCGACGUCACUGGAGGGCCGGAUGAGGAUGUUGGACGCGUGCUCGGCGUCGUCGUCGGCUCGGCCGGAGGGGGCGGAGCCUCAGCAGCAGCAGCAGCAGCCGGGGGACAUGGGACCCUCGCAGAUGGUCCAGGGGCCUCAGGAGCCGCCGUGCCUGCCGAGGCCCGGAGACUUCCUGGGAGAGGCGAUGGGCAGCGAGCUGUUCAACUGCCGGCGCUUCAUCGGACCGCAGCACCACCAUCAUCAUCAUCAUCAUCAUCACCAUCAUCAUGAAGGCCCGAUGGUGGAGGACAUGCUGAGUGCCGAUGACGUCAGCUGCAGCAGUUCUCAGGUCAGCGCUAAGUCAGAGAAGAACAUGGCGGACUUCGAUGGCGAGGAGUCGGGCUGUGAGGAGGAGCUGGUUCAGAUCAACUCUCACGCUGAACUCAGCUCUCACCUGCAGCAGCACCUCCCCAACCUCGCCUCCAUCUACCACGAGCACCUGGUGCAAGGUCCAGCUGUUCACAAACAUCAGUACUCCAGUAGUCACGCUGUGACCGACAUCAACCUGGACAACGUUUGUAAGAAAGGAAACACGCUGCUGUGGGAUCUGGUGCAAGACGAGGACGCGGUACGACUCCACGUUUCUAAUGUUCACCUCAUUUAUUAGAAGAGCAAAAACUAUCAGAUAUCAAUGUGUUAGAUAGUAAUGAUAUUUGUAU
Messenger RNA from Scomber japonicus (chub mackerel), 1991 nucleotides. Its product is annotated as ubiquitin carboxyl-terminal hydrolase 34-like. The transcript has 10 exons. The record is from RefSeq and is a predicted model, not a curated record. NCBI's taxonomy places the organism in Eukaryota, Metazoa, Chordata, Actinopteri, Scombriformes, Scombridae. The annotation marks the transcript as partial.